UAAGCGGCACCAACCUUUGUGGCUCUAUACCAAGAGAGAGUAACCCCUCCAAGCUUCAAUUAUAUACAUUAUCCACAUUCCUAGCUAGCUUUAUCCACAUCUACAAAAUACUCAUUAGAUUCUCCUCUCUCUCUUUCUCUACACAACUUUGUCAUAUCAUAUCCUAGAUCUCCUUUCAUUUCGCUUCCUUCAAACAUCAAAAUCAUGGGUCUCAGAGACAUUGGUGCUUCACUGCCUCCAGGGUUUAGGUUCUAUCCGAGUGAUGAGGAAUUGGUGUGUCACUACCUCUACAAAAAGAUCGCAAAUGAGCAAGUUCUGAAGGGUACCUUGGUUGAAAUUGACCUUCACAUAUGCGAACCAUGGCAACUUCCUGAGGUGGCGAAGCUGAACGCGAACGAGUGGUACUUCUUCAGCUUCAGGGACCGCAAAUAUGCGACGGGGUUUCGGACCAAUAGGGCAACGACAUCUGGAUACUGGAAAGCGACGGGGAAGGAUCGUACGGUGAUGGAUCCAGCCACGCAAGAGGUUGUAGGGAUGAGGAAGACGUUGGUGUUCUACAGGAACAGAGCUCCGAAUGGCAUCAAAACGGGGUGGAUCAUGCAUGAGUUCCGCUUGGAGACCCCACACAUGCCUCCAAAGGAGGACUGGGUGUUGUGCAGAGUCUUCCACAAAAGCAAAGAAGAGAACAGUUCCAAACAACUCAUGUAUGAGACAACAACACCACCUUCGUCCCUAACUUUGGCUUCGUCAUCUCCACCAAACCAAACCAUGCCUCCUGGUGGGUACAACAGAUUCUCCUCCUCCAUGCCAACCCAUCAUCAUCAUCAUUUCAACCCAAACCAAAGCACUUCUUUGCUCUUCUCUCGCACCAACACUACUCAAAUUAGUUGCAAACCUCAUGAUGAUGGAUAUGCCUUCUUGUGGGACAUGGAACUAGAAGAUGGCGUCGCAUCAAACUUGGACGCAAUAAGAUUCGAGGUCGAUAACAAUAAUAAUAAUAACAACAUGGUGUUGCUAUAAAAAUGUCUUAUGUUAUGUUAAUUAAUUAUGUGUGUACAUAUACAUAUAUAUGGUUCAUAUAUCUCGUAAAUUGUCAAGAUUCGUUGAUUUGUCAUGUAUUUAUAUUUAUAUGGUGUCUGGCUAUGAGGGACAAGUCACACAUGAUAGAUUGGGAUUAGUUGUUCCAAUUAAGGUUGUGGUAUAUUGUUCAAGUAUAAUAGGGUAAUAGUGUGGUCCAUUAGGGUUUUCGUAAUUUUAUAUUAUUUACUUUUAUUAUUUUACA
Molecule: messenger RNA, 1282 nt
Organism: Cajanus cajan (pigeon pea)
Lineage: Eukaryota; Viridiplantae; Streptophyta; Magnoliopsida; Fabales; Fabaceae
Product: NAC domain-containing protein 21/22
Biological process (GO): regulation of DNA-templated transcription
Molecular function (GO): DNA binding
Source: RefSeq, a predicted model, not a curated record